This is a messenger RNA of Paraphaeosphaeria sporulosa, 1545 nucleotides long. RefSeq names its product MFS general substrate transporter. Gene Ontology annotation, biological process: transmembrane transport. Bases 1 to 1545 code for a protein of 514 amino acids. NCBI's taxonomy places the organism in Eukaryota, Fungi, Ascomycota, Dothideomycetes, Pleosporales, Didymosphaeriaceae. Gene Ontology annotation, cellular component: membrane. Gene Ontology annotation, molecular function: transmembrane transporter activity. The transcript is spliced from 4 exons. The record is from RefSeq and is a predicted model, not a curated record.
AUGCCAACGUAUCACCAAGAGAACAUCGACACGAUUUCGACCUCAACACCAUCCGGUGACCCAGAAAAGGUUUAUGCGGAUACAGCUGUCGGCGCGAAUCUUGAACUCGACGAGAAUGCGCUACCGCCGGGGUACUUUCGUUCCAAGUUUUUCGUGGGAACGAUGGCAGGUAUAGGUUUGGGAUUGAUGGCUGGUGAUCCAAACAUCACGUGGGUGGCUCUUGCGUACACGCUCACUUCUGCCGUCACCCUCACCAUCAUUGGGCGCGUCUCGGAUAUAUUUGGACGUCGAUGGGUGUUUGUUGGAGGUGCUGCCCUCGGGGUGAUUGGGAGUAUCAUUGCCGCGACUGCGCAGAGCGUCAACACCCUCAUUGGUGCCACUACCAUCCUGGGCAUCGCUGCCGCUACCCAACUCUCGUACUUUUAUGUCAUGGGCGAGCUCGUCCCCAUGAAGUACCGCCUCGCUGGAAAUGCCUUCUGCUAUCUCUUUUGCAUCCCAGGAUCCGGAGUUGCACCGCUCAAAUUCGAUUAUGUCGGCACUGCGCUGUACACGGGAGGUCUUUUGGUCUUUAUGAUGGGACUCAGCUGGGGAGGCUCGGUCUAUCCAUGGGCUUCGGCAUCAGUCAUCGCAACGAUUGUGAUCGGAUUCGUCGCACUGAUAGCAUUCGUUCUAUGGGAAUGCUUUGUCGACUUGAAGGAGCCGCUGGUGCCGAUGCACAUCUUCUCAAACUACUCCUGGAAUGCUUCAGUUCUUCUGACUGGACUCGGUGCAUCCGUGUACUACGCCUUCGCGAUCGUGUGGCCUUCCAUGGUGGCUGUUCUCUACAGCGAUGGUGGAGUCAUGGCAAGCGCAGGGUUGUCCUCGUUUGUUGGAUUAUUCAUCACCAUUGGGCAAAUCGUUGGAGGUUUCGCGGGCAAGAAGAUAGGGUAUCUCAAAUGGCAAUGCGUGGUCGGUAUCACGCUCGGGGCCAUUUGCUUCGGGUCAAUGGCAACCUGCGGCGUCGGUACGAAGGCCAGAGCUUCGGCGCUUGUUGGCGUUGGUGUCUUUUGUAUUGGCUGGACAGAAGGCGCGGCGAUCACCAUCGUUACGCUUGCGGCGAAGGAUCAGUUCGCGCUGGGGACUUCUGCUGGCGUGGCGGGUUCUAUUCGUUUCCUCAUCUCGUCCAUCGCAUCCACUGUCUACACCGUCAUUCUGUCCAACAGACUGACUACAACUAUUGCAGCUCAGGUGCCUCCUGCCGUCAUCGCUGCUGGACUCCCAGCCACCUCGGUUGCAACUUUUAUCUCGGCAUUCUCUCUCGGGGCCUCCGCAUUCGAAAAAGUCCCCGGAAUGACACCAGAAAUCCUCGCGAUCGGGACAAACGCCUAUCAGCAUGCCAACGCAGACGCUUAUCGAACUGUUUUCUUCUCGAACAUUGCCUUCUCCGGUGUAGCAAUCAUCUGCAGUUUGCUCCUUCCAAAUGUGGAUCAUCUGCUUACCGGACAAGUAGCUACUACGCUGCACAGCGGUCGGGACGAGGAUCAUAUUGCCGGCGAGAAAUCUUGA